Molecule: messenger RNA, 471 nt
Organism: Lactuca virosa
Lineage: Eukaryota; Viridiplantae; Streptophyta; Magnoliopsida; Asterales; Asteraceae
Source: the annotation of a GenBank genome assembly
AUGAAGAAGAUACUGAAGAACCCCACUCCUGCCGUUGAAGAUGCCAUCACCAAAUCCAAAAAGAGAACACGAAAGGUCUCUCAAUCAAAACCACAACCAGCGUUUACCAUCGGCGACAUAGAAGAUUUUCAAUUUAAGGAAGACGAAGUUAAAGAAAUUAGGGCAUCCUUGUUGAAAUGGUACGCCGUUAACCGGAGAGACCUUCCAUGGCGGAGGAUCAACGAUUCCGAUGAUGAGGACAAAGAUAGAAAAGCAUACGCUGUGUGGGUUUCGGAAAUCAUGCUUCAACAAACAAGAGUUCAAACUGUUGUAAACUACUUCAAUCGGUGGAUGGAGAAAUGGCCGACUGUUCAUCACCUAGCUCAAGCUUCCAUCUCAGAUGUAAUUUUAGUUUUAGAACUUCAAAUUUUCUGUUUUUUUAAAACUGAAUGCUUUUAUUUUUACUUUUUGCAAUUGCCCUCAACCCUAUAA